Gasterosteus aculeatus aculeatus (three-spined stickleback) is the source of this 5792-nucleotide messenger RNA. Lineage: Eukaryota; Metazoa; Chordata; Actinopteri; Perciformes; Gasterosteidae. The record is from RefSeq and is a predicted model, not a curated record.
UGUAAUUUGCGAUUUUGGGCUAUACAAAAUAAAAUGAAUUGAAUUGACUACAUUUUCGCACAAUGGAACUUCUAACAGCCUACAUCUUGUCAACAGCAAAUUAAGUUAAACAAUGUGAGUGCUUCUUCCUUUGUGCUCAUAAGUAGGCCUAUCAAAGGAAUGGCAAAAGCAUGGGAAAGGCCAGUUGAUCCCCUGCAGUUGAUGAAUGUUAUUGGGCUGAGUUCAGCUGCUUGUGAUAAUCUCCUGCUGGCUUUUCUCCUUCAGCCCUUUUCCCAGUCGGUGCUAGCUAAACAUCAACAGGAGGAUAACCCGCGAGGUGUUGGGGCCAGGGCCGCUCCACUCUGUUAUCAUUAGAUAGUCAAUGCCAAGAUUGUAGUUUAGCCUGUGUGCAUGUGACUGGAUUUAUUUGAACGUUUCCUUGAACAUUGUAAAGGGAGUUUAAUGCAGUGAGGCAAGGAAGGCCUUUUUGUAUAGUCUUACCACUGUUUUUGUCAGUAUAGUUAACGCCUACAGUGUGCCAAAGGGCAUCUGUCAUUAAUAGCCUGCUCUUUAUUUUUAGCUUCAGCCUUUUUAAUUUGUGGAUCCAAAUAGGAAAAAACAAAUACAAAUAAUCUUGUAGGGAUGUUAUGCUGUUACUUUACUUACUACGGAGCAGUUAUGAUGAGAAUUUAUUCUAAUAACAAAUAAUCCAUGAUAAUAUGUCAGUCGCAUGCUUUCUUUAUCAAAAGUGAUGCAUCCUUGAGUCAUUCAGUUUAUACAAUUUAGAAAAUGUGUGUGUGUGCGCGCGUGUGUGCAUGUGAGGGGGGUUGAAAGUGGGAAAGAUUCUGCCGAGUCAUUGUGAUAAGCAGGACCCACGCUCCAUAGAAAGUUUACACGGGUACCUUUGAGCUGCAGUAAAUGCUGAACCCUCUAAAAUUUGAACCAUAAAGGUAUUCUUUGAAUGUCAUAAAACAACUAGAACAGAUUUGUAUAUUGGUUCCACACUUUAAUGCCCCAUUUGAAAUAUAACGGAUAAAAAAAGAAUACCCCUUUUUAGACAAUUGUCUUAAUUCACUCGUGAAUCUGAUUGUAUGUUUAUUUUUAAACUCCUAAAAACAUAUUCUCUCCUGCUUGUGGGACAAUCUCCUUUAAGGUUUUGCAAUUAAUUAUGAAGUAGAACUCUAGAAAUAAUGUAUUCCUUUAUCUUCACCAGGCUCCCUUUUGACGCUGUAAUAUGUGACCGAAAACUUUGCUCCACGUUUUUUUAAUCACAAUUGGGUUUUGAUGAAAUCCCAACCAAUCGCCGGGGUCAAUAUUCUAAGCCAAUCGUGUGAGCGCGGCAGAGGGGCUAACCCCUUUCUCUCAGCCAAUCCCGGAGCCCGCGGGGCGGGACCUCUCGACGAAUACCACCUCCUCGGAAACGGUUACCGCGUGUGCCUGAAGAGCCCAAAGCGCCGGUAGACAUGUGAAACGGCGGCGAAGCCAAGUUACGCAACGCAGCCCGGACUCACCGUGUCGGCUGCGGGGGAAAAGUGGGAAGCCGCCUCGCCGGUGUGGGCCACCAUGGGAAAAGUCAGCAAAGGCACCAGGACCAACCCGUCAGCGACGGCGGGCCUUUUGUCCAAAGUGUUCUUCUGGUGGCUCAAUCCUUUGUUUCGCACCGGAUACAAGCGCAAGCUGGAGGAAGACGACUUGUACGAAGUGCUCCCGGAGGACCGGUCUGAGACACUGGGACAGGAUCUGCAGAGAAUCUGGGAUCAUGAGUUCCAGAAGGCCACCAAAGAGCUGCGCACGCCUCGACUCUCAAAGUGCAUCAUUCUGUGCUACUGGAAGCCUUACGCCGUGCUGGGAUUCUUCACGCUCGUCGAAGAGAUAAUCAAAGUGAUCCAGCCAGUCCUCUUGGGCCAGAUGAUCUUGUACUUUGAGAGUUACGACCCGGAGAACAUGACGGCUCUCUACAAGACUCUUGGCUACGCGGCCGGCAUGUCUUUGUGCACCAUCGGGCUGGCCUUGCUCCACCACCUCUACUUCUACCACGUCCAGAGGGCAGGCAUGAAGAUCCGAGUGGCCAUGUGUCACAUGAUCUACAACAAGUCUCUGCGUCUCAGCAGUUUGGCCAUGGGGAAGACCACCACGGGCCAGAUCGUCAACCUCCUUUCCAACGACGUCAACAAGUUUGAUGACGUGACUAUCUUCCUGCACUUCCUGUGGGUGGGGCCCCUCCAGGCAGCGGUGGUUGUGGGCCUGCUGUGGGUGGAGAUUGGCCCCUCGUGUUUGGCGGGCAUGGUGGUCCUCUUGUUCCUCAUGCCUAUGCAGACCAUGUUCGGAAGGCUCUUCUCCACAUUCAGGAGUAAGACUGCGGCCUUCACUGACAACAGAAUCCGCAUCAUGAACGAGGUGGUGUCCGGAAUGCGCAUCAUCAAGAUGUACGCCUGGGAGAAGCCCUUCUCCGCUCUGGUCUCUGAGGUCCGAAGGAAGGAGAUCUCCAUGAUCUUGAAGAGCUCCUACCUGCGAGGCCUCAACAUGGCCUCCUUCUUCUGCUCCAGCAAGAUCAUCCUCUUUGUCACCUUCACCCUCUACGUCCUCCUGGGGAACACCAUCACCGCCAGCCGCGUGUUCGUGACGGUGUCGCUCUACAGCGCCGUGCGCCUCACCGUCACGCUCUUCUUCCCGAGUGCCAUCGAGAAGCUGUUUGAGAGCCGAGUCAGCGUCCGCAGAAUUCAGGAGUUCCUGAUGCUGGAUGAGGUUGUAAAAAACAAAACCAUUGUGCCACACAAGGGAGAGAAUGAGGCCUUAGUGGAGAUCCAGGACCUGGUGUGCUACUGGGACAAGAGUCUGGAUGCCCCAACCCUGCAGAACCUCUCCCUCACGCUCAAGUCCAACCAGUUGUUGGCUGUGAUUGGACCGGUGGGAGCGGGAAAGUCAUCGCUGCUGAGCACCAUCCUCGGAGAGCUGCCCUCGGAUAAGGGGGUGCUGGAGGUCAAAGGGCAGCUGACGUACGCCGCACAGCAGCCUUGGGUGUUCCCUGGAACCAUACGGAGUAACAUCCUGUUCGGGAAGGAGCUCGACCCCAAGAAGUACGAGCGAGUCAUCAAAGCCUGCGCUUUAAAAAGGGACCUGGAGUUCCUCCCAGAUGGAGACCUCACUCUCAUCGGGGACAGAGGUGCUACACUCAGCGGGGGGCAGAAAGCUCGCGUCAACCUGGCGAGGUCCGUGUAUGAGGACGCAGACAUCUACCUGCUGGACGACCCUUUGAGCGCCGUGGAUGCCGAGGUCGGGAGACACCUCUUUGAACAGUGCAUCUGUGGCCUCCUGAAGAACAAGUCUCGGAUCCUGGUCACCCACCAGCUGCAGUACCUGAAGGCAGCCGACCAGAUUGUGGUCCUGAAGGAGGGUCACAUGGUGGCAAAGGGAAAGUACAUAGAGCUGCAGCAGUCCGGAGUGGACUUCACCUCCCUGCUGAAGGAGGAGGAGGAGGAGCAGCAGCAGCCUCCUAAAGACAUCCUGAAGAGGACCAGAACUCUGUCGGAGAACUCGCAGACCUCCUCGGCGCAGUCGGUCAAAGACGGAGACCAGCUGCCGGGAGAGGCGGUGCAGACUGUAGCAGAGGAGAGCAGCGCUCAGGGAAACAUCGGAGUGCGUCUGUACGUUAAAUACUUGAAAGCUGGAGCCGGCGUCGUGCUUCUCCUGAUUGUCAUAGCGCUCAACCUUCUGGCUCAGGUAGCAUACAUCAUGACGGACUGGUGGCUGGCUCACUGGGCCGACAAGCAAGAGGAGCUGAGCAACAACAACAGCUCCCUCCCAAACGGCCUGAACACCACUGCCCCCCCAAGUCAACUGAACACCACUGCAGAGCUGGACACCACCUUCUACCUGAGUGUUUAUGGAGGUCUGACUGCUGCCACCAUCGUUUUCGGCUUCGCCAGGAACCUCUCCCUGUUCCACGUGCUGGUGAAGUCGGCGCAGUCUCUGCACAACCGCAUGUUCAAAUCCAUACUCGCGACACCCGUGCGCUUCUUUGACAUCAACCCUAUUGGAAGAGUCUUGAACAGGUUCUCAAAGGACAUCGGCCAGCUGGAUUCUAACAUGCCGUGGACCUUUGUAGACUUCAUUCAGCUGUUCCUGCAGAUCCUCGGGGUGAUUUGUGUGGCGGUGUCUGUGAUCCCCUGGAUCCUCAUCCCAGUGAUCCCCCUCCUCUUCCUCUUCUUGUACCUGCGCCGCUACUUCCUGCGGACCGCCAUAAACGUCAAACGCCUCGAGGCCACUACUCGCAGUCCGGUGUUCUCCCACUUGUCGUCGUCUCUUCAGGGCCUGUGGACCAUCCGAGCCUUUGGAGCAGAGGAGCGGUUCCAGAAGGCCUUCGAUGCGCAUCAGGACCUGCACUCAGAGGCCUGGUUCUUGUUCCUCACCACCUCUCGCUGGUUCGCCGUUCGUCUCGACGGCAUGUGCGCCAUCUUUGUUAGCAUCACCAUCUUCGGAUGCCUGCUGCUCAGAGAUCAGCUGGACGCUGGCUCCGUUGGUCUGGCUUUGACCUACGCAGUCACACUGAUGGGGAUGUUCCCGUGGGGGGUCAGGCAGAGUGCGGAGGUGGAGAACAUGAUGACCUCGGUGGAGCGAGUGGUGGAGUACACUGAACUGGAGAGCGAAGCACCCUGGGAGACUGAGAAGCGCCCUCCUCCCGAUUGGCCCAACAAAGGCCUGGUGACCUUUGACGGGGUCAGUUUCUCCUACGGUGGCGACGGACCGACGGUUCUGCACGACAUGACGGCAAUGUUCCGACCCAAAGAGAAGGUCGGCGUUGUGGGUCGAACAGGUGCUGGGAAAAGCUCUCUGGUCUCAGCUCUGUUCCGCCUAGCAGAGCCUCAGGGCAAGAUCUACAUCGACGGGGUCCUGACCUCUGAGAUCGGCCUCCACGACUUGCGCAAGAAGAUGUCCAUCAUUCCUCAGGACCCGGUGCUGUUCACAGGCUCCAUGAGGAAGAACUUGGACCCGUUCGACCAGCACAGUGAUGAAGAACUGUGGAAGGCUCUGGAGGAGGUGCAGCUGAAGCCUGUGGUGGAGGAGCUGCCGGGGAAGUUGGAGACGGUUCUGGCCGAGUCGGGCGCCAACUUCAGCGUGGGCCAGAGGCAGCUGGUGUGUCUGGCCAGAGCCGUACUGAGAAAGAACCGCAUCCUGGUGAUCGACGAGGCCACGGCCAACGUGGACCCCAGGACGGAUGAGCUGAUCCAGAAAACGAUACGGGACAAGUUCAGUGAAUGCACCGUGCUCACCAUCGCUCACCGGCUCAACACCAUCGUAGACAGCGACAGGAUACUGGUCCUUGACGCAGGGAGAAUUCACGCCUAUGAUCAGCCUUACAACCUACUGCAAGACACCGAGGGGAUUUUCUUCAAAAUGGUGCAGCAGACGGGCAAGCAGGAGGCUGCAGCUCUACUAGCCGCCGCUAAACGGGUGCACGACAGAAGAACCCAUAGCGACGAAUAUACAGAGUCGCCAAACAUCAUUAUCUUUGAGACUGCUCUGUGAGCCUUUGACUCGUCUGGACUCCAGCAAAGCCAAAUACAAGCACACUAUUUAUUUUCAAUGUCUAAUAUAUGGCCUUGGCAGCAUAAUCCUCACAGUUCUAAAGUGCCUUAUUUCAAGUUGGCAGCAUUUACCUGAAAUUGCCUUGUACUAUUAACGAUGUGUUGCUGAUUUUGAAGUUUACAGGUCAGGUGACAAUCUGAACACAGCUGCUAUGACUGUUUAAAAAUCUAUGAUCUCUUCAAAACUUGAAUAAAGUACUGUUGUUAAUAUAGAAUUUAUAUACUUUG